UCCCCCACCUCUAAACGCCACUUCCUUUCACUCUCCUUCUCUUUCUUCCUGCCGUCGCUGUCUCCUCUUCAACUGAACCCAAAAAACCAAACUCCACAGUGUCUCUCAAACACUAAACAAAACAAACUGAAAAAAAUAUCCCCAUGGAUCUUCACGAUACGACCAACGUGUUGUUCAGCAAAAUCAAGAGUUUAGACCCAGAAAAUGCUUCGAAAAUCAUGGGUUACAUCCUUAUUCAGGACUUGGCUGACAGGGAUUUGUUGCGUUUGGCCUUUGGUCCUGAAACCCUUUUGCAGUUCCUUGUGUUCAAGGCUAAAGCUUACUUGGGACUUUCUUCAAGCACUUUCUCUACUCCUCUGAACCCGAUCUCAAGACCCAACAGCUCCAACUCCAACAAUUCACAAAACCCAUUCCCUCCAUCGUCUCCUGGUUUCAUUCCACGAAAUGGGUUCUUAGAGUUUUCGAAAAAGGCGCCUUCUUGGUCUCCUGCUAGUAGCCCAAAGUCGAGUCCUUUUCUCUCUUAUGAAAAUAUCCGCUCUGGGUCUCUCUUAGUUCCUUCAAGGACUGGGGAUAGCAACACUGAUUUCAUCGAUGAGAACCAAAUGAGUGAUUAUUUUUCUUUCUUGAACGAUUCUUCAUCUUCUAAGAACGAGGACUUUGUUGGUCAUAGGAGGAGUUUUUCUGCAAGUGAUGCGUGUUUCGGAGCAACCGAAGAAGCCGGUGGUCUCUUGGGUGGUUACAAGCCUUGUCUUUAUUUUGCUAGAGGGUUUUGUAAGAACGGUGAUAACUGUAAGUUUUCACAUGAGCUUGGUGGUUUAACUGAUAAUGUUGACGUCACUGGUGCCAUUGUUGGUUCACCUAGUAAAAUGGACCUUCUUUAUCGUCAACAUGAGGAAGUGAUGAGAGUGAGAGCUGCUGCUCAUCAACAUCAGCAAAGGCUGGCUGCUGCUCAGUUGAUGGCUGGUGCUUCUUCUCUCUUGCGUUGCGAAAAAAACACGAAUUUUCUUUUGCAACAGCAAACUGAUGCCCAGAGAGCUGCUGCAUUGAUGGUUGGUGAGGAAAUUUGCAAGUUUGCCCAAGGCCGAGCUGAGAGGAAUAGUUUUUUCGCAAUGGGAUUGGCAGAGAAGGCUAAUUCAGCUUCAAAACAGAUUUACCUGACUUUUCCAGCUGAUAGUAGUUUUAAAGAUGAAGAUGUUUCAAACUACUUCAGCAUGUUUGGACCAGUGCAAGAUGUGAGGAUCCCGUACCAGCAAAAGCGAAUGUUUGGUUUUGUUACUUUUGUCCAUCCGGAGACUGUGAAACUCAUUUUGUCCAGAGGAAAUCCCCAUUUCAUUUGUGAUUCACGUGUGCUUGUUAAGCCCUACAAGGAAAAAGGAAAAGUUCCUGAGAAGAGGCAACACCUGCAACAACAAUUUGAGAGGGGGAACUUAUCUCCUUGUUCAAGCCCUUUGGGGCUUGAUUCUAGAGAGCCAUAUGACCUUCAUGCUGGGGCAAAGAUUCCGUACGAUGCACAAGAGAUGAUGUUUAGAAGAGAACUGGAAGAGCAAGUUGAUAUCCGGCAAGCUAUUGAACUGCAAAGGAGAAGGUUCAUGAACUUGCAACUUCCAGACUUCAAGAAUGACGGUAUUCAUCAUCACCAACGCAGCCUAUCCGUUGGUGCUUCUAUUUCCUUGCCUGCAUAUUCUCAUGCAGGUCAAAAUGUUGAUCCAUCUGACAACAUUAAACAAGAAGUCUCAGAAGCAGUCAAUGGUGAUAAUACAGCUACUGUUCCCUCCAUCAUUAAUGCUGCUGAGGUGGAAGAAGUGAAAACAGCUUGUGUUCAAGAAGCCGGUGUUGGAAAUAGCCAAGGGUAUCCCAGCCCCAAAGGUGUUGAGCAUGCACUUCCCGAUAGCCCUUUUGCUUCCCCUAAGAAAUCUACUGAAAAUCACCUCUCUGAGCAUCCGGCUUUGAUGGGACCAAAGGAAAGUUCUGCUUCAUGUGCCGCUUCAUCUUCUGAUGAUCCAUUACGGCCCAUCGCUUCCACCAGCGGCACAACCUCUGUUUAAGUUAUCUUCUACGUGAUGCCAAGGUUUAAUGAUGGGCAUGAAAAGCUAAUGAACCGUAGGAAAUAAAGGUGCAGAAAAGUAGAGAAGCAUAUACUAGAAGAAAUCCCCUAGACGUGUAUAGUCAGAUUCAUAUACUGAAGAGUAGAUCCUAGAGAAUAUCUCAACAAUAUCAUCAUCGUCAUCUUCUUCUUCAAUACAAUACCCACUAACAGCAAGUGCAUAUCGGAACCGAGUCUCGAACGAGCUUAGGGCUUUUCUCUUUUCUCCUUUCUCCUUUCUUUUGUAGGUAUAUGUAUUCCAACAGACAAAAUCAGAAAACCAAAGAUAGUGAACUCACUGUGUCAUCAAAUCUAUGCGUCUUCUUUCACCUAUGUAUUCCAACAGACAUUGAUGCCUGAAAUGUGUAAACAUUUAAUUUGGAAACAGCAGUUGCUUGGAAGUUAGUGAAA
Molecule: messenger RNA, 2494 nt
Organism: Hibiscus syriacus
Lineage: Eukaryota; Viridiplantae; Streptophyta; Magnoliopsida; Malvales; Malvaceae
Product: zinc finger CCCH domain-containing protein 55-like
Exons: 9
Coding region: 144-2045 (633 amino acids)
Molecular function (GO): RNA binding; metal ion binding
Source: RefSeq, a predicted model, not a curated record